Messenger RNA from Maylandia zebra (zebra mbuna), 9379 nucleotides. It is a transcript of the gene nfasca, whose product is annotated as neurofascin homolog (chicken) a. The record is from RefSeq and is a predicted model, not a curated record. Gene Ontology annotation, biological process: axon guidance; brain development; cell-cell adhesion. Gene Ontology annotation, molecular function: cell-cell adhesion mediator activity. NCBI's taxonomy places the organism in Eukaryota, Metazoa, Chordata, Actinopteri, Cichliformes, Cichlidae. Gene Ontology annotation, cellular component: plasma membrane; axon.
CACCCGGAUGCUCGCUAGCAGACCCGAGAGAGCGCAGACAAGGAGGGAGGAGGUGCGGAGACCACAACGGAGAGGGAGCGAGCCGGAGGAGAGCCCUGCACUGCAUUAACGAGAAAGAGCACAGAGGAGGAGGUGGAUAGUUUUCUGAUGCCGAGCUGACGGUGCCCGGUGGUGAAGCGGAAAGUGGAGCGGCUGACAAUCGCAGGAUUGAUGGAGAUGGAGAGACAGCGUAGUCACCCAGCACUGCUGUACACCUGGACAAAAGAGCUGCACUGACAGAGGCCUGCAAAGUGCUUCUCACACAGUGAGUGGACGAGGAAGCUGUCCACAUACGUGAACGUUAUCGGCUGUCAGGACAGAGUCUGGCCAACUUUGAGGGGCAAACUCAGCCAUUUGGAGGGACAGAGAUGUUGUGGCAGGACAAGCAUGCAGCCCUGACUUUCAUGUCAUUACUGCUGCUACUGUGGCAGGAAGCAGCACCCAUUGAAGUCCCAGAAGACCCAAAGAUCCAGCAAGACUUGAAGCAGCCCCCAACUAUCAUGAAACAGUCAGUAAAGAACUACAUUGUGGACCCCAGAGAUAACAUCAUCAUUGAGUGUGAGGCCAAGGGCAACCCAGUGCCAACGUUUUCAUGGCGAAGAAAUGGGAAGUUUUUCAAUAUUGGGAAAGAUCCCAGGGUGACGAUGCGAAAACGCUCGGGAACCCUGGAGAUUGGCUUCCGCAGCGGAGGUCGGCCAGAGGACUACGAGGGAGAAUACCAGUGUUUUGCCACCAAUGACUUUGGAGUGUCUCUGUCCAACAAAAUCCUGCUCCGGGUCUCCAAGGCUCCUCUGUGGCCUAAGGAGGUGCUGGAGCCAGUAUCUGUGACUGAAGGCUCCGCACUGGUUCUACCUUGCAACCCCCCACCAGGUCUGCCUCCUCCGUUCACCUUCUGGAUGGACAGCAAUAUGAGUCCAAUCCCUCAGGAUAAACGAGUGUCCAUGGGUCUUAAUGGAGACCUCUACUUCUCCAAUGUUUUGGCCCAAGAUGCAAACACAGACUACAGCUGUAAAGCUCGCUUUCUGUUCACACACACCAUCCAGGAGAAGAACCCAUACAAACUCAAAGUUCAGACCAAGGAGCCAUACAAUGACACAUCUUACAAUGCCUCUGAGCCCCACGGUGACCGUAAAGUAGCAGAGUCCACGCCGACCUUCCUCUCACCAUCAGGAAGUGAGAGCUCCAAAAUGGUGCUGCGAGAUGAGCAGCUGCUGCUGGAGUGUAUCGCUGCUGGACUUCCAACACCCAUCAUCAAGUGGUUUAAGAAAGGUGGGGAGCUGCCAGGGCAGAAGGUCAAGUUUGAGAACUUCAACAAGACCCUGAAGAUCGUUAGUGUGUCAGAGGAGGACGCUGGCGAGUAUGUAUGCAUGGCCAACAACCAUUUAGGCACCAUACGCCACUCCAUCUUUGUUCAAGUUAAAGCGGCUCCUUACUGGUUACACAAGCCAUCAGACCAGGUGCUAGCCCCAGAAGAGAAUGGACGCCUGGUAUGCCGGGCCAAUGGCAACCCUAAACCUCGCAUUGAGUGGCUUGUCAAUGGGCAGCCUAUAGAGAGCUCUCCCACCAACCCAAACAGACAGGUGCUGGGAGACACCAUCAUGUUUCACUCUGUGCAGAUCGGAAGCAGCGCCGUGUACCAGUGUAACGCCUCCAACGAGCAUGGCUAUUUGUUAGCCAACGCCUUUGUCAACGUUCUUGACCUGCCCCCGAGGAUGCUGGGCCCCAAAAACCAGCUAAUAAAAGUCAUUAAGAACAACCGCACCUUCCUAGACUGCCCCUUUUUUGGUUCGCCUUUACCGGAGCUACGCUGGUUUAAGAAUGGACAGGGCAGCGGGCUGGAUGGAGGCCAGUACCGUGUUUACAUUAAUGGUACCCUGGAGAUAAAGCGGGCCCGAGCAGAGGACGAGGGAACCUACACCUGUGUGGCCAGCAGCAUCUUGGGAAAAGCUGAAAACCAAGUGCGCCUGGAGGUCAAAGAGCCGACUCGCAUCAUUCAGGCCCCCGAGCACCAGUCAGCCAUCAGGGGCUCCACGGCUCGCUUCAUGUGUAGGGUGACGUCUGACCCCAGCCUUCCUGUCAGUGUGGCCUGGAUGAAGGAUGACAAGCCUCUUUACUUGGGAUGGAGGUUGAAGAAGGAUGAUGAGUCUCUGUCCAUCCCCAAUGUGAACGAGGGUGACGAGGGGACGUACACCUGCACUGCUAAAUCUGAGAUAGACCAGCUCUCAGCCUCUGCUCGCCUCACUGUGUUAGAGGUGGCCACUCUCAACCCCUCAGUCUCUAGUGCCUUGCUUCCAGCCCGUCCAGACCCCCCCAUGGAUCUGGAUUUGUCAGACCCAGCAGCACGCAGCGUUCGCCUCACCUGGAUCCCUGGAAAAGAGCACAGGAGCCCCAUCACAGAGUUCUUGGUCCAGUUUGAAGAGGACCGCUGGGAGCCGGGUAGGUGGCAGAACUUGUCAUCUUACCCUGGAGACCUCAACUCUGUCAUCCUGCAGCUCGCUCCCUUUGUCAACUACCAGUUCAGGGUCAUCGCCAUCAACUCAGUAGGUCAGAGUGAUCCCAGCCGCCCCUCGCCCCGGUACAAGACCACUGGAGCUGCACCAGAUGCCAUUCCCAAAGGCCUACGGGGUUGGGGGUCCAGAAAGGACAAUAUGGAGAUCACCUGGGAGCCUCUCCUUGAUCUGGAAAGAAAUGGUCCAAACCUGCACUACAUUGUGUGGUGGAGACGAAAAGACGCUGAAGAGGAGUGGAAUAACCUGACCACAGUGGGGACUAACCAUGUGGUCCACAAUACAGAAAUCUAUGUGCCUUAUGAGCUCAAAAUCCAGGCCAGGAAUGAGUUUGGAGCAGGACCAGAGUCUAACCUGGUCAUUGGAUACUCUGGAGAAGACAAGCCCACUGAUGCUCCCACUGACCUGCGGGUAUCAAAGGUUGACAGCACCAAAGUUAUCAUCCACUGGAACCCUGUGGACCUGAACUCUGUCCAGGGAGAGUUCAAGGAGUAUAGAUUAUACUACUGGCGUGAGUCUAGCCAGGUUCCAGGUCUGGUGGUCAGUAAGGAGAAGAAGGUCAAAGGUUUCUAUAGCACUACGGCCAAACCAUCUGGCAUGCUCAGCGACCUGGCGCCCUACUCGAACUACAAGAUGUUCAUGGUUGUGGCCAACAAUCGCUUUGAGAGUCAACCCAGCAACACUGUGGCAUUUACCACCAAAGAAGGAGUUCCAGACGCUCCAAGGUUCUUCAAGAUUAAUCGCAGAAGUUUGGACACGAUCCACUUGGAAUGGGCGAAACCUCUGGAGCCCAAUGGCAUCCUGACUGGAUACCAGCUCAAGUACCAAACAGUCAACGGUUCCAAGGUGGGUCCUUUCCAGCUGGAGACGUUCUUUCCUAACGUGACAGAGUUUUUCCUUCGCGUGCCGGACCGUUUCUCCCGCUACAAGUUCUUCCUGUCAGCACUGACUCAGGUGGGAAAGGGGGAGGACUAUGCUGAGGAGUCUCCACACUUCACUAAUGAAGAAAACUUUACUGACACGACAGAUCUAGUCGAGCUUACCGACUCCUUUGUGGCUUCUGGUUUCACUCCUACUCCUACUCCUUUUGGUUAUCCUUCUCCUACUACCAUUGCUCCUACAACCAUUAGUACCUCAGCUACUCCCACUCCUACAACUACGACUUCAACCACUACUAUUGCCACCACUUCUACUACUGAGGCAACCACUACCAUCCUUCCAAUGCUGUUCACCACCAAGCGUAUUGACCAGAAUGUGUUGGUGGCUUCUGGGCGAGAGAUCUGGAAUUUGACGGUGGAGCCUAACAGUAACUACGCUAAAGUCAGCUGGACGCACAACUUCCCGGCCAGCAGCAGCGAUUUUGUACUAGAGUUCACUCUGGACAGUAACAAGACGAAGAAAGAUGUAAAGAGUCAACAGCCCCCCAUUAAUGUGGUGGAUCUCAUCCCAGGCGUCGUGUAUCACCUGAGAGUUUACUCCCAUCUAUUCAACAGUGUCAGCAGCAAAUCUGUCACCUUUAAGACCAAAGCAGCCUACAUAGACCAGGUAGACAUAGCCACGCAGGGCUGGUUCAUCGGAUUGAUGUGCGCCAUCGCCCUUAUCAUCCUGAUCCUCCUCAUCGUCUGUUUCAUCAAGCGGAGUCGUGGAGGAAAGUACCCAGGUGGUGGCUACAUGAGCUGUUUCACAAAGGCUCUGGUGCGAGAUAAAAAAGAUCUCCCCUUGGACGCGGUGGAUCAAAAAGACCAGGAUGGAUCCUUUGAUUACCACAGCGACGAGGACAACAAGCCUCUGCAGGGCAGCCAGACUUCACUGGAUGGCAACGUAAAGGAAAGCGACGACAGCCUGGUGGACUACGGCGAGGGAGGAGACGGGCAGUUCAACGAAGACGGUUCUUUCAUCGGCCAAUACACAGUGAAGAAGGACAAGGACGAGACGGAGGGCAACGAGAGCUCCGAGGCCACUUCGCCUGUGAAUGCCAUCUACUCGCUGGCAUAGCGGCUCAACAGCGCACACGGGGAACUUGGACUCUCUGAUUUGUUAUGAUAGAACCACACACAUGAUUCUAUGAGUAUAUGAAACACAUUACACACAGUGAAAGCAGCAGUGGCACCAGUCUGGAGACUGUCUAGGCUCUCCUCUGCAGGUAACGUGGAAAAAGAUGCGACCACAAGCCUUUAAUUUAUUUUUCCAGUUCUAACAAUAUGGUCCAUGGACACAUCUGGAGAAAGUGAACGAUGCUCGUUUUCCUUUGCGCUCUGCCUGCCCUUUACCCACACAGACUUGAAGUGUGCCUUCGGGAGGCAUCAAACGUUCUUUAGAGAUUUUUUGGUUUGUGACUCAGCUCUGCUUCCCGAUAACCUCCCCCGUGCCCGGCAUACCUCUGCGUAACCAAGUAAAGUAGUCACAGAGGUUAAAUAUACAUACACACUCUGGCCACAUCCUGUAACAUAUCAGCUUCUAACCAUAGGAUGCCGGCAGAUAUGUUUAUCAUAUUGAUAUUUAGGCAAUGAAAGAUUUUAGUUUUUCCACAGCUGAUAGAGGAGUCCGUGAAACUUAACGAAUGCUGUAUAAAGUCCUGGCACACAUUUUAGUGCCCUGCAAAUCUAUGCACUAUCACCUCCUUCAUACCAUUUUUGGUUCCAUCUGGUUAGUAAAAGUACACAUUGUGGGCUUCUUUUUAGCAGGUUCAGUCCCAAGGUGGUUUGCCUUGGACUUUGUUGCAGGUGUUCCCUCUUAUCCUGUGUUGCAGUUGUUCAAAAUGCUUUUGCUGGGUAAAGCUGUUUCAUGCUUUGUGCUCAGUUACAGUAUGUGGUUAAUUAAACCCAACGUUGUUCUGAAGCAUGGUCAUAAACUUAGUGCGAGAGAAAUGUGAUAGGUUUGCUCGAGAAACACCAGCGCACUAAAAAACAGUGAAUUCCCUAAUUAGCAUGUGGGCUUGUGCUACAUUCAUGUCUAGCUGACAGGGUUCGAGGACAAUGGUUCCCACACUAAUAUGGGAAUCAUUGCCAUCAUGUUAUCGGAAUGUGGGAAAAACUGCAAAAGGAAGAAGUUUGAAUUCAAUGUGUCCUGCCGUGAACGUAAUCGUGAAAGACACUGGAAAUGUCCAGUCUGCUAUCCAAAGACAGUUUAGUCUGUGAACUCGAGGAGGUGUGGAUCAAACUGCCAACCUUGCAGUUAUUGGAUGAGCUCAUCAAAGCACAAGCUGACUGGUCAGUCACAGUCCUGGAUCAAUAUUCUUCUGAUAUUGCAGGACAACUGUGAGGCUCCUUAAUUCUGUUGACUUUGUUAAAGAGUUACAUCCAAUCAGGUAAACUGGCAGUUUUGAAAGUGUGUUUUAGAACCAGGCCAAAUGUAUGGUGGUCACACAGGGACAUAUUUCAACUGAAAGAAAAUAUUCUUCUGCCCCUCUUUAGCACUGCGAGUGUCAGGUUAGCAUCUUCGUUUUGUCUCCUGGGUCAUGAAUGUAGCACCAGAAGUCAUGAUCCAUAAGCCGUGUCCACACUAACCUUUGUGCGUCCAGCUUCACUCCGGCUGUGCAGACAUCAGUACCACACACUGUAUACAAUGACCUCCAGUACUCACUGUUACUGGAACAGCCACACGUGUUGAUCUGAAAGAGUCCACAUAGAUACGUUCAAUUAUUUUAUUUUUUGCCUUGAGGUGCUUUAUAUUGCAAGCUACAACAUGGGCGAGCGAAGGCCAACAAUCACAUGAUGUAGAUAAGGUGCAUCCUAAUCAGUGAGGUAAGUGCACUGCACUCUGUGCAGCCUGACCCCACCUGCACAGAGGGACCUCUUUGGAUCUUUAUGAACUUGAUCCGUUUCUUAUCGCUCCAAAAAGACAUAAUUACAAAACACUGCUACGUGAUACAAAUGAUUUAAAGAAUGAAAAGUACAAUUCACAGCCACAAAUGAAAGUUAUCCGCUUCAUUUGAUGUUUUUGAGGUUCACUCCUGCUGCAGUUACUGAAGCUACUAUUAACCCCUGAGUGCUACAUCAAACAGGCGGACAUUUGGAAUAUUUAUUUGGUAUUUAUUACAUGAUGUGGAAAGCAUUAAUAUAUUAGUUCUUAAUUUAAUUCACUUCAUCUUUAUGUACAACUGAGCCAAACUACCGAUGGCUACAGAAUAAAGUUAUUGUUCAUCGCGAGAGGCAUCAACACACAACUGUAUCUUCAACAUAUUUUUCUAGCAGCUACGUUUUCUGCUGUACCGACGUCUCUGUCCAUCCUUAUACUCAUGCUGUGUUACUGUUACUCUGUGUUGUUGUUCAGACUUAAGUAGCAUAACCUUUCCAUCAUUCUGAGAAUGAAUCGAUGUGUGUUCAUUAUUGCAGAUUAUUUGGUAUUUAUUUUGUACAUCAGAGUCCUGAAAGAAAAUCCUACCUUUGUAAAUAUUGAAGACUUGACCCCCACCCGCCCAAUGAGUCACAAAUCUGCAUCCACCAAGCAGCUGUAGUGGUGCAGUCUGUCCUGCACCUUUGUUAUGUAGCUUGGAUUAAUCUUUGCACUCUGAGGAAGAGUCAUCCCUUUGCGUUGUCAUAUACGGACUGUGGCAAGCCUUCUCAGGUGAUGGCUUGGUUUGUGUUGUGAAAGAGAAACAUGUUCGAUUCUACUGUGUUCAAAGUAACAGCUCCUGCAGCGUACUACCUGAGUUACACAAACUACUACAAGACCUGAGAACAUGAAUUUCCUGAGGUCCCCUCCUUGUCUCAGAUAGAGGCUGGAUACACAGGCAUGACAUGUGUCUCAUUACAGGGGUCAACAACUUUGACCCCUGUAAUGUAUUCCACUUUGUUUGUUGGUCUUUGUUCCCCAUUACAACUCUUCUCAGGUGCUCUUUGUCAACUUGUAAAUCUGCAUAUCCACAAAAACCUUGGUAAGAAGUCUUAAACUGGGGAAAAUCAUUCAUUUUCUGAACUUCCUCUUUCUUAAUGUGUCCUAGUGUGAGACGGCCAAUUAACUGCAGCCCCAAACCUGACAUGUGUUUCAAACGAUCCACAGCAAACAGGUACAGUGUGAUAUCAGACCACAUCAAAAUAACACUUCCACAAUCCUCAGCUGAUACACUUACACUGCAGAAUGAAACGGUUUUACUAGUUUUGAUCUCUGUAACAAAGACCAAAGGGAUGUUUGUCAUGAUGAUAUAUAAUCAACACUAAGCGUUCGGUAAAACUAACAUUUAAACGGCGUGUUCUCUUCUGUCUAGAAUCCGUUGACAGCUCUCUCUCGAGCACUGUACAGAUGAACCUUGGCAGUGUUAAUACAAUACAGAGUUGGACGAGCUGCCUGCUAAUGGCUGCAGUAAGAGGCAAGCCUUUCUAAUUCAGUCAGUUUGAUUUGUUAAAGCAAACUCAACACUUCAUGUGUACACUGAAGGACACGUGAAGGACACUAAAGGAGUAAAACUCCUCAAUCAUUUCAUGCAAUGGGAAAGCCUUUAAUCUUCCUGUGAGAUGUUUGCCUGCAUACUGUAUGCAAAAACACUGAACGAGACCAGACAACCACAAAGCCAGGCAGAUCAGCAUCCACAUCUAUUGGAGAUAAAGAAUCUGAAUUUCAGGAGUGGGACAUGCCUCCAAACAUGCUCCUUCUGGUUCUUUUCUACAUAUGACUCCCCCACUUCUGGUUUUCAUGCCCCACCCUCACCUCUUCACUUCUCAUCAGUACACAGAUCUGCCAUGGAAACAGGGCAUGUGUUUUUGGACUUUGAUGGGAAUAUUUGUAUUCUUUUAAUAAUUUACCUUGAGUGUUUUUGCCAGGCUGUCUCUAUCCCCAUCUGUGCUACAUCCAAGUGUUAGCUACAGUUAUCCUUCUUGUGAUGUAGCACAAUGCCACUUGAAAUUGAUUGAAGUUACCUGCUUAGCAGGGCGCCAGGUUAAAAACAGUUGUAGAGGAUUUUCAUGAAACACAUGCUUAUUUGCUUCCUACAGUGGGUUUAGAAGUUGACCCAGACCACCUGCUGCUAACGUCUGCAGAGGAGAAGGCCACUUUACUUAUGAUAGACCUUGUGGCUCCAAAGUGAAAUUUGAGUUUGAGCAUCUCUAAAACAGAGCCCAGUAGUUUCCUUCUCAUUGCUGAUCUUAUAUUUCUCACAGUACGUCCCAGUCAUCUGUCCUCUCUCCUGAAUGUUAAAGCAGUGUCCUCUGAGUUUUAAUCAGCAGGAUGACUCCUCCCAUGCUGUACUGUGUUGACUAGCAGGACGCUGCUUGUGAAACUGACACAGACAGUGAGACAGAGCACUGGAAGAGCAAUAUUUGGUUGAAGAGCAGGUCUGAAUUGUAUCACUGGAACUGGAAAUCUUUGCUAAAAACCAUCACACACACCACUCCUUACUCGCUCUGCUGCUGCCCAUCCACCAACCUCCACUGGUGGACCACAGCAGGGAUGCUGGCAACAACAAAAAAACAAAGGUAUACAAAGCUUCGUGUGUGUCUACACAUCAGUUUAUGGUGCACAAAGACCAAGCUUCUUUUUCUUCACUCUUCACAUUAUCUUAGCUCACCUUUAAUUGGGGAUGAAAAUAGUCAAUGUGUAUUUUUACAGCCUUUGCUUUUCCUUCAGUUUAAAAUGCUGCAAAGUGUCAGAACUUACUGGUGCACGUUUCCAGCUGGAUUUUUCACAACUGCGUCAUAUUGGCAUCUUCUUGUUUUUACCAUGUGUAUCAGAGCAGCGUGUUCACACCUUGCUUCUACAUGCAGCAUAACAGCUUUUGUAAGGUACAUCUACUCUACAGGAAAUGGCUUAAAUAUAUUCACCAUGUAUGCGUGUAUGAUGACAUGUUGCAACUUCUGCUAGUGCGCCUUCUUUAUAGUAAAGCUAUCUCCUUUUCUCUA